ACUGGGUGUCGAGUGCUAUGUAGCUAUAAAGUUUGCUGGGCUCAGCUGUAGAUUUCCUUAACACAUACUGCUGACAUCACUGAGUCUCCUCUCAGACUAUUUUUUUUACUCUCUCUCUUUCCCCCUCCCUCCUUCUCCUCCCUCCCUCCCUUCCUCCAGUUUCUUUAUUCAGGUAAUUCCAACUCAGACUUAUUCCAACUUGUUUUUUACUGACAGUGACGGAAGGGAGACUCUCUGAGGGUUGUGUUUUGUUGUGUUUUGGUUUGUUGCUUUUUUUUUCUUAAACCAUGCACACAUGCCUUAUUGAAAAGACAUUCAACCUUUUAUGAAAAAGAUUGUUUGACUUGUCAUGACGAUAACAUCUAGUAAGGAAUCUGAACAUUGCUCUUUUACAGGAAGAGACAGAGGUGGUGUGCUGGAUCUGCUUUCUAAACCAAGCAUUGACGCGACUUUAAAUUUGAUCAGAUGUCUCUCUUCAGGGCAUUAAAGAAAACCUGCUCAGUAAUCAAAAAGAGACUCUUCUCCAGAGAAAUGACUGAAGCAGUGAGAAUGGAAACCACAAAGAUUAAUAUGUCCCGUGUCCCACUGGUUAACGGAGGCAUUGAUACUGCCAUGCUCAAAACGCACAAACCCCGUGUGAUGUCCAAAAGCGGUCACAGCAAUGUGCGGAUAGACAAAGUCGAUGGCAUUUACCUACUCUACCUUCAGGAUUUGUGGACUACAGUUAUAGACAUGAAGUGGAGGUACAAACUCACCUUAUUUGCUGCUACUUUUGUUAUGACCUGGUUCCUCUUUGGAGUUAUCUACUAUGCUAUUGCAUUCCUUCAUGGUGAUUUAGAAAUAAACAAGUUCACACCAAAGCAUGAGCCAUGUGUCAAGAAUGUAGACUCUCUAACUGGGGCAUUCCUCUUCUCCCUGGAGUCACAGACAACCAUUGGCUAUGGAUUUCGUUUCAUUACAGAGGAGUGUCCUCAUGCCAUUUUCUUACUUGUAGCCCAACUGGUCAUCACCACCUUGAUAGAAAUCUUCAUCACAGGUACCUUUCUGGCCAAAAUUGCAAGACCUAAAAAAAGGGCAGAGACUAUUAAAUUCAGCCACUGUGCUGUCAUUACUAAACACAAUGGAGAACUUUGCCUGGUGAUCAGAGUAGCAAAUAUGAGGAAGAGCCUUCUGAUACAGUGUCAGCUGUCUGGGAAGCUUCUUCAGACAUAUGAAACCAAAGAAGGGGAAAGGAUCCUGCUGAAUCAAGCCAGUGUCAAGUUCAAUGUUGACUCCUCUUCAGAGAGUCCAUUUCUCAUUUUGCCUUUAACCUUCUACCAUAUUUUGGAUGAAAGCAGCCCUCUGAGAGAUCUCACACCUCAAAAUCUCAAGGAUAAGGACUUUGAGCUUGUGGUGCUCCUCAAUGCCACGGUGGAAUCCACCAGUGCUGUCUGCCAAAGCAGAACUUCCUAUAUCCCUGAGGAGAUCCACUGGGGCUACGAGUUCGUGCCUGUGGUUUCUCUCUCUCCAAAUGGAAAGUAUGUUGCAGAUUUCAGUCAGUUUGAGAAGAUUAGGAGAAGCACAGACUCUACUUUUUAUAGUAUGGACUCUGAAAAACAAAAACUAGAGGAGAAAUACAGACAGGAAGAUCAAAGAGAGAGGCAACUGAGAACAAUGUUGUUGCAGCAGAGCAAUGUUUGAUUGAAUAGACAAACUAUUCUGAUUAAUCAUUCUUGCAAACUGAAAAUACAUACUCUCUGUGCUGUAUGUCUGCUAUGAAACCAGCAGUGAAGUCCUUUUCUGCAAAUAGCUUUGGUGUAUAGUAAACCUAUCUCUUUGUUUGGUCCAGUUAUCAAUCAAGUAUUUUGUAAUUAGCCAGGAUUUCUUUUUCAUGAUUGUGAUUUAGCAAAGUUGGAUUUGUAUUAUGUCUCUGCCUUAUACCGCCACUAUAAGCAGACAUACCACACUUUCCCUUUGGAAAGUGAAACUGGAUGCACUGUGCUGAUUCCUUCAAAUAUUUAUUUGACAUGGUUUUACUGUGAACAUGCAUUCGCAGAGGCAGCACACAGUACUGCUAGAAGAAAAUAUGCUCCUUUGAAAUAUGUAUAUUUAAAAUGUAUAUUCUUGUACCAGGUAUUGCCUUCACAGGUUUUACCUGGAAAAUAAGUUGAUCAGAGAGACAAAUGGUUGGAUGUCGGAAAAGCCUGCAGGAAGUUGAUAAACUCCUUAAAUCUUGAAGGAGGGUGACAGAGUAGUUGUGCUGGGUGGUGAGGAAGAGAGCUUAUUUUCUGUCUUGCUACCCAGAGCUUGUUUUGUGAUUACUCAUUCUUUUAACCUUGUUAGUGUCUGAUUUAUAUAUAAUAGCAAAAAGAGAAGAUGAGGGCAAGAUACACAGAAUCAUUAAGAGUAAUCAAGUAAGGUUAAAGUUGGCUUUGAGACACCUGUUUUUCAUCCAAUGUAAAUAGUUUGUAAUAGCAGCAUAACAAUACAUUUCUACAGAUUGCUUGCUUUGCUAUGGACCGUAUUUAAUUUUGGUUAAAAGAAAGCUGUAUAAUGUCUGUAGACAGUAUUUACUUUUUCUGGCAACCAUAAAGGACAAGCAUUCCUUUCAUCCAUUUCAUUUCUGGUCAAUCAAAACCAUUCCAUUAAUAAAGGAAUUUAAUUUGAGCA
Messenger RNA from Pezoporus flaviventris, 2649 nucleotides. RefSeq names its product potassium inwardly rectifying channel subfamily J member 15 (gene KCNJ15). Bases 466 to 1680 code for a protein of 404 amino acids. Gene Ontology annotation, cellular component: plasma membrane. The record is from RefSeq and is a predicted model, not a curated record. The transcript is spliced from 3 exons. Gene Ontology annotation, biological process: regulation of monoatomic ion transmembrane transport; potassium ion import across plasma membrane. Lineage: Eukaryota; Metazoa; Chordata; Aves; Psittaciformes; Psittacidae. Gene Ontology annotation, molecular function: inward rectifier potassium channel activity.